Mus caroli (Ryukyu mouse) is the source of this 3123-nucleotide messenger RNA. RefSeq names its product cytidine monophosphate-N-acetylneuraminic acid hydroxylase. The record is from RefSeq and is a predicted model, not a curated record. Lineage: Eukaryota; Metazoa; Chordata; Mammalia; Rodentia; Muridae. Gene Ontology annotation, molecular function: 2 iron, 2 sulfur cluster binding; CMP-N-acetylneuraminate monooxygenase activity. Gene Ontology annotation, cellular component: cytoplasm. Gene Ontology annotation, biological process: CMP-N-acetylneuraminate metabolic process.
GGUGGAGCUGAGAGAGGGGUAGUGUAGAUGUUAGACACAUAAUGUGACAUCAGCCUGCUCUGCAUCUGUGUCUCCAGAGGAACUUGAACUUCCCAGCUGUACUUUGGUAAUUGCUUCUGAAAAAAAACCUCCUGGCCACACAGAAAUCAAAUAAAAUUUUUAAUCAAGAAAAUUGAAAAAUCCAGGCUGUAUUAUAAACAUCCAUUAAAAGAAGAUCUGGGCCUGGGCCUUUUGAUGUUCCCUGACCAGCUCGGAUGCUGUCACCUUUGUCUACUCAGAAGGGAGUAAAGGCAGUCUAAUGUCAUCCUCGCCAUCCUCACCUUCCUGGUGUGAUUCACAGAAGUAGAAAGAACACCAGCAGCUGCUUUGAAAUACCCUGGAGCUGGCAGAUGAUGGACAGGAAACAGACAGCUGAGACCCUGCUGUCCCUGUCUCCUGCCGAAGUUGCCAACCUCAAGGAAGGGAUCAAUUUUUUUCGAAAUAAGACUACUGGGAAAGAGUACAUUUUAUACAAGGAGAAGGACCAUCUAAAGGCAUGCAAGAACCUCUGCAAGCACCAGGGAGGCCUGUUCAUGAAAGACAUCGAGGAUUUAGAUGGAAGGUCCGUUAAAUGCACAAAGCACAACUGGAAGUUAGACGUGAGCACCAUGAAAUAUAUCAACCCUCCAGGGAGCUUCUGUCAAGACGAGCUUGUUAUCGAAAUGGAUGAAAACAAUGGGCUUUCCCUGGUAGAACUGAACCCUCCUAACCCCUGGGACUCUGAUCCCAGGUCUCCUGAAGAAUUAGCUUUUGGGGAAGUACAGAUAACAUAUCUCACUCAUGCCUGCAUGGACCUCAAGUUGGGAGACAAGCGAAUGGUGUUUGAUCCUUGGUUAAUUGGCCCUGCUUUUGCCCGAGGAUGGUGGUUGCUACAUGAGCCUCCAUCUGACUGGCUGGAGAGGCUGUGCAAAGCAGACCUCAUUUAUAUCAGCCACAUGCACUCAGACCACCUGAGCUACCCUACCCUGAAGCAGCUUUCCCAGAGACGACCAGACAUUCCCAUUUAUGUUGGCGACACAGAAAGGCCUGUGUUUUGGAACCUGGGUCAGAGUGGCGUCAGGUUAACUAACAUCAACGUGGUUCCAUUUGGAAUAUGGCAACAGGUAGACAAAAGUCUGCGGUUCAUGAUCUUGAUGGACGGCGUUCAUCCUGAGAUGGACACAUGCAUUAUCGUGGAGUACAAAGGUCAUAAAAUACUCAACACAGUGGACUGCACCAGACCCAAUGGGGGAAGGCUUCCUGAGAAAGUUGCGCUAAUGAUGAGUGAUUUCGCGGGAGGCGCAUCAGGCUUUCCAAUGACUUUCAGCGGUGGAAAAUUUACUGAGGAAUGGAAAGCCCAGUUCAUCAAGGCUGAAAGAAGAAAGCUUCUGAAUUACAAAGCUCAGCUGGUGAAGGACCUGCAGCCCCGAAUCUACUGUCCGUUUGCUGGGUACUUUGUGGAGUCUCACCCAUCUGACAAGUACAUUAAGGAAACAAACACCAAAAAUGACCCAAAUCAGCUCAACAAUCUUAUCAGGAAAAACUCUGACGUGGUGACAUGGACCCCACGACCUGGUGCUGUCCUCGACCUUGGCAGGAUGCUGAAGGACCCAACAGACAGCAAGGGCAUUGUGGAGCCUCCAGAGGGGACAAAGAUUUACAAGGAUUCCUGGGACUUUGGCCCGUACCUGGAGAUCUUGAAUUCUGCUGUCAGAGAUGAGAUCUUCUGUCAUUCAUCCUGGAUUAAAGAGUACUUCACUUGGGCUGGAUUUAAGAAUUACAACCUGGUGGUCAGGAUGAUUGAAACAGAUGAAGAUUUCAGCCCUUUUCCUGGAGGGUACGACUAUCUGGUGGACUUUCUAGAUUUAUCCUUUCCGAAAGAAAGACCCAGCCGGGAGCAUCCUUAUGAAGAAAUCCAUAGCCGGGUGGAUGUCAUCAGGUACGUGGUGAAGAACGGCCUGCUGUGGGAUGAUCUGUAUAUUGGAUUCCAGACCCGAUUGCUGCGGGACCCUGAUAUAUACCAUCAUCUGUUUUGGAAUCAUUUUCAGAUAAAACUCCCUCUAACACCACCCAACUGGAAGUCGUUCCUGAUGCACUGUGAUUAGCCUGGACCUGGCGUGUCCCAGGUCCCCAGCCCAGAGGAUAGUGCCUGCACAUUCAAGAUGGGUCUCCCCUGAUUGGAUAAACCUUUCUGGAAACACUUUCAUAGACACAGCCAUAACUACCAUUGUUCAUUGGCAGUGUCUUUUAUUCAGAGAUGACAAACAAUGCCCCCAAAUCAAGAAUUUGCUCUUAAAUCUUGAACACAGCAGCAGUUUAUGCCAAAGAAGACAAGUUUCUAUCGGCGAUGGGCAAACACUACAUUUAAGGGAUGUUCACAUAUGUACCUGGUGUGCAUUGUUGUAUAGACGGACUCAGAACUAUUUUAUCGGGGCUGGUGAUGUGCCUUGGUAGUAUAGCAUGUGCUUAGAGCACAUGAGGCCCUGGGUUCCAACACACACACACACACACCUAAAUUCAUCCCGUGUAAACUCUUGUGCAAGGAGAACAAAGGAAAGCCAAGAAUGAGCUUUGCAUGGGAGAUAAAGCCUAACAGAAGGAAAAGUGAGUCCCAGCAUAGUAGGAACAGGAAAGGAAGGCUACCAGGCUCCAGCAGCAAAAAGGAAGAAAGCUAGAGAAGACAUGUGGGCUGGGAGGAAGGCGGGGAGACUAGAAGAAAAUGGGAACGAGAAGAUGCUGCUGGUAGAGAGAAGAAUGUGAAAAUGGCUCUUGUGUUCUUUGAUAGAUCCGUGUCCCAGGCAGCUGCAAGACAAUGGUUUCAGUUUUUCAGAGAGCUCUUGGCACUACUUCCCAAACAUGGGCCGGGAGCCCAAAGGUCCCAUCUCACUAGUACCGAAAUGACUUUGAUUCUGUUGUGAAAUGUGUCAAUUAAUGAAGCCUGGGGGCCCUAAGAGUCCAAUAGAUCUUUGAUUGAUGAUUUGAAUUUAAAUUUGACUCUUGAAUUUGACUUCAGAAUCGCUGCCUAACUCUAAUCAAUGAAAGACUGACUAUCUCCUUCUCAUUAAAAUGAGCAACAAGAAUAGUUGACUAUUCUUGUUUAUGUCA